AUGAGGCGGCUGCACGACGACGUACAGAGGCACUUCUCGCAAUGGCCUGAAGACGACGAAAGAGAUGGGCGAAUGGAGGCACAAGUCGCCGGAGGUCGACGGCGGGUUGUUCGUCGACGAGUACAACAUGGUGAAGAAGACUUUAUCAAUCAAAUGCUUGGACCAGAAGAUCCAGAAGGUUCCGAAGAAGAGAGCGCAGUGCCGCUGUUCGAAGCAGAUGAAAAAAUUGGUAAAAGAAAAGCUGCCAAGUUACAAGCAAAGGCAGAGAAAAAGGCUAUGCGAGAGCAGCUCAAAGAGUCAUUUGCCGUUGAAGAAGAGGGCUUUGACCAACUUGAAGAAGAAGAGUCUCACAAUCUCAUGAGGGAGUUUGCGGAGUACAUAAAGAAAAGCAAGGUCGUCAAUAUGGAUGAAUUGGCUGCUCAUUUUGGUCUAAAAUCAGAUGAGGCAAUUUCUCGACUACAGUACUUCCUUGAAAACGGCAUAUUGGAGGGAGUUAUGGAUGAUCGUGGUAAAUUCAUAUGUAUCACUGAUGAGGAGCUUAAUGCAGUGGCCAAAUUCAUAAACCAGCGAGGACGUGUCACUAUUCAAGAGUUGGCGGAGUACAGCAACAGGCUGAUAUGUCUGGAAGGUUCAGCAUGA
Messenger RNA from Cooperia oncophora, 639 nucleotides. Lineage: Eukaryota; Metazoa; Nematoda; Chromadorea; Rhabditida; Trichostrongylidae. The record is from the annotation of a GenBank genome assembly.